Molecule: messenger RNA, 2364 nt
Organism: Pieris rapae (cabbage white)
Lineage: Eukaryota; Metazoa; Arthropoda; Insecta; Lepidoptera; Pieridae
Product: transmembrane protein 268
Exons: 4
Coding region: 244-1371 (375 amino acids)
Source: RefSeq, a predicted model, not a curated record
CAACAAAUAUACUCUAUGCUUUGUGCCUUGUGAUAUUGGUUGUGACUUAUGAUCUAAUAAAAUUGGCAUAAUAUAAAUUCGAAAAAUUGUUCUAUUGACGUCUUGAUUUGUGCUUUUUUGUAAAUUCUAAAUUAUAUUUACUACAAAUUAGGAAGUUACUAAGUGAUUUAAAACUAGUAAUAUAUAAGGACAUGAAGUGAAAUCUAUAUUAUUUAGACAGUUCCCAGUGGAUAAACGAACAAAAUGAGUAAUAUAGAAGAAACAGAAAUUGGUUCUUCAGAAGUUAAUGGAAAUGUAGUCAAUGAAAAUAAAAGAACGGAAUGGGUAAAGUUUGAUGAUGAAGAUAAAGACCCAGCUACCGGUAAUGGUAUAGCAGUUAAUUCACAACCAGGACCAUCUGCGAAUAUAGGAGUGCCUGCGGUAUUAAACACGGAAUCUGUUCAAGUGAAUUUAGAGCGAAAUGAUAAAAAUUUAGAGACAGUAAGCCCUCAUAAGAAAAAUGUAGAAGUUAUUAAUAUUCACCAAGGAUUUAGUAAUGGGGAUAUAAUUGUUACAUUACUCCCUGUAAAUACAAAUUUGCCAUGGAUUACACCAGCUCAGUUCAGACCAGAAUUGGUUCCAGAGGAAUUAAUGGCUCAAGGGUUAACAUUGACAGUGGAGGAGUAUGUUCAUGCAAUGGAAUUACUGGUGAAUGAUGCCCGGUUUACCCUAUAUAACAUUUGUUACAAGAGAGUACUUGUUUGUUGGAUCACAAUAGCAUUUAUAGUACUUCUCAGCUUGCUAUUCUCAGGCCUGACUGGACUUACACUAUUUAGCCUUGGCGUGGUGUGGUUGAUUUUAAAUGCAUUGGCAAUUUUUGUCUGCAUGUGGAUCAAGUUAAGACUUUCAAAAGGAUUAGAGAGAUGUUUAGCAAGUGUAAAUAAGCUGCUCAUUAAACAUAAAUUGAUUCUUGCUUUAGAUGAUAGAGGAAAAUUAUCCUGCCACAAAGUUCAUCUUUGUUUUCUGUAUUUUGACUCUGAACCUUGUAUUUCUCAUAUUCAACAAUUUAUUGCUAGUGAAGAAGGGAAAACUAUUAUUCAAGGCUGGGAACAGAAGUUGGAUGUUCAAGCAACUGAUAUUGUAAUACGAGGAAGUCAAACUACAAGGUUGUCAAGAAAACAGGAAAGAGGUGCUCUUCUGUAUGUCCGCUAUGUAGGCAGAUGGGGGGCACAUGCAAUGAAGAACAGACUUAACCUCAGCAGUUUUUCUCCAGGACGCCACGGAGAAAAAUUUGUCUGUCCCUGCCAGUUUAUAGAAGAGCAUCUCAAAACGAAGCCACCUGCUGGCCUAGCUAAGUACUUUACAUUACCUAAUCAAAGUAUUCACGUGUAAUAAUGACUGAAGUUUUCCGUCCAAUGUUGAACCUAAAUUUGUUGUAUAUUUUAAAUGGCUGGUAAUUAUUGAUUUAAUAGCCACUAGUGACACUUUGUCUCUAUUAUGUAAACAUUAUUUACAUUGUACCACUUUACUAAAUGGUGUCAAAUGUUCUAAAUGUGGUUCUUAAAUGUAUGUUAUUUUAGGCAUAUACAUUUUUAAUUUAACCAAUUUUAGAUUUAUGACUAAUCUAUAACAUAUUUUGACACAAUAUUAUUUUUAUAUUUUAAUAUAAUCGACAUUCAAUAUACAAACCAUUUUAUUGUUGUAUGUAAUUUAAUGAGUUUUUAAGUGGCCAUUUUUGUUGUAGAUUCUAAUAUUAUUUAUUUUAUUUUGAUGUGUUAAAAUUUUUUUAGCUAUUUGAUAAACACGCUAGCUUUAUUCAUUUACGUCCAUUUCUUUAAAUACUAUUUAUGUUUAUACUUUUUGUUUCAAUAUAUGUAGCCCGGUUGUGAUUUUAUUUACCGGAAAUAAUUUAUAACUAAAUAUUCUUUUGUUCUAGUUUCUUCUAUAUGAGUAGUAUAAGGAAUAAAAUAUAUUUUAACUUCUAUAUUUAAUACAUAUCAAGCACAAUGUUUUUUUUGUAGACAAAUAUAUUUAACCUUUUAUACCAACAAUGUACUAAUUAUCGCAUAUAUUUUAAUCAAUUUAGUUUAAUACUUAUUGCUAUGACUGGAAGUUCAUUAUGUACAAAUUUUAACACCAACUUGUUAAUUCCUUCACUGAGUUUAUUUAAUCAACGAGCAUGUUUGAGUACCCCAAAUUGUACAUACAUGUUAUUCUAAAAUUAUAAUUGCAAAUGAAAUACCCACAUCAAUAAUAUUAUAACCUAUAUAUUACAAGCAUGUAUAUAUUAUUACGGCCACGUCAAUUGACAAGAGUUGUAAAAUGCGCAAAGUUUCAGGUCUAUUGCUAGUAAAUAUUCAUACGCGAAACAUUUUGCAAAGUAAC